Peronospora farinosa is the source of this 984-nucleotide messenger RNA. The record is from the annotation of a GenBank genome assembly. NCBI's taxonomy places the organism in Eukaryota, Oomycota, Peronosporomycetes, Peronosporales, Peronosporaceae.
AUGACAGCACUCGAUAUAUUUGCGGGUGUGGAUAUUGGGGGAACGGGUGUCAAAGUAGGCAUUGUGACAUCCAAAGGGUCUGUCGUGGCACGCGAACAAGAAAACUACCAUCCGGAUAAGCACGAGCCACAGGACGUUGUGGAUCUAGCUGUCUCAAUGCUCCACAAAGUCCUCAAGACGAGCUGUUUGAGAUUGGAAGACUUGGAUGCUAUCGGAGUAGGCUGCCCAGGUGUCCUGAAAGCUGGUGGCGUCAUCCAUGCUGCUGCCAGCUUCCCGUCCUGGACGGAUGUACCGCUCCAACAAUUGCUCACAGACAAAAUUGGUAGAUCGGUUACGGUGGGCAACGAUGCGGAUGCUGCAAUUCUGGCGGAACAAUGGGUAGGCGCGGCUAAGGGGCAAGUCAAGGAUUUUAUCAUGCUAACUCUUGGUACAGGUGUAGGCUUUAGCAUCGUCGCCAACGGUCAACUUGUGCGUGGUGGCAGUAAUGCCAUUGAAGGGGGACACAUGAUUGUAGAACGUAAUGGAAGACAGUGUGGUUGCUCUCAAAGAGGAUGCCUUGAAGCGUACACCUCGGCUAGCGCACUGAAGUCGCAAGCUCAGGAACAUCUACGCGCUGGAAAAAAAUCAAGCCUGUCGAAAUAUUUUGAAGCGGACAUCAACGCUGAGUUGAUAUUCAAGCACGCUGCUGAAGGCGACGAACUCUGCAAGCAUGUCAUCCAUGAAGCUGCCGACUACUUGGGUUUUGCCUGCGUUACUUUCUGCCGAAUGUUGGAUCCAGAGAUCAUUGUGUUAUCUGGAGGAAUCGCCGAGGCUGGAGAAACCUACAUCAAGCAGAUUCGUCUUGCUUACGCAAAGCACUCAUGGACGACUUUUCCCAACCCAGUUCGCAUUGAGAAGGCGAUUGCAGGGUAUGACUCGGGCAUCAUUGGUGCUGUCGCAGUGUGCAAACCCCAGCGAGACGCUUUAGCAAAUAGCUGUAUGUAG